Messenger RNA from Molossus molossus (Pallas's mastiff bat), 2356 nucleotides. RefSeq names its product laccase domain containing 1 (gene LACC1). NCBI's taxonomy places the organism in Eukaryota, Metazoa, Chordata, Mammalia, Chiroptera, Molossidae. The transcript is spliced from 7 exons. Gene Ontology annotation, molecular function: copper ion binding. The coding region runs from base 299 to 1594 and encodes 431 amino acids. The record is from RefSeq and is a predicted model, not a curated record.
ACGGUGCUCGAAGGCGAGGACCGGGGUGCUGCCCGGGGGGUGCGUGCUGUCAGAACGUCCUUAAGAGGCGGGGUGCAGUCGUGGGAGGUGCCCGGGCAGGUGGAGACCGGCGCCCGGCUGAGCCCUGCGCGGGACUCGGCGGUGACAGACGCGUUUUGUGGAACUUCACGGUGACCCCAUUACUUCUCUUGAUGUUUUCCAAAACUGGCGAGAGGAAGCUGAGCGGGACUCCUGCACGGUGAUUUUUUUGGGGAGGGGUCACAAAAGCCUUUGAAGAGCUUUGUAAAGUUAUUGAAUAAUGGCAGAAGCAGUGUUAAUUGAUCUCUUUGGCUCGACAUUGAACUCUCAGAAAAACUAUUACCAGACAUUACUGAAGACAUUGAAUGCUGUUCAAUACCAUCAUGCUGCCAAGGCCAAGUUCCUUUGCAUAAUGGGUUGCAGUACCAUCAGCUGUGAAAGGAGCUGUGACCAUGAUACUUAUGAAUUAGAAACAAGCAAUGGAUUAUCAGCAAUCUUGAGAGAAUUUGAGACUGUUAGCAAUCCUAGCAUGGCUGCCUCUUUGUAUACCAUUAAACAAAAAAUUGAUGAAAAAAAUUUAAGCAGCAUUAAGGUAAUUGUACCCAUGUACAGGAAGCCCUUAAUGAAGGCUUUUAUUGAUCAACUCUUCACUGAUGUUUACAAUUUUGAGUAUGAAGAUUUACAGGUAACUGUGAAGGGAGGUCUUUUGAAGCAGUCCACUGAAAUAAACGUGAUCACAACUCAAGAACUAGAAGCUGUACAGAAUGAAAUAGAAACAUAUUUGAGAAGUCUGCCUGCACUGAAAGGAGAAUUAACCAUUAUCACAUCUCCUUUGAUCUCAGCAGAUAUUUUCAUACAUGGAUUUACUACAAGAACAGGUGGGAUAUCUUACAUACCAACUCUCAGUUCAUUCAACCUCUUCAGUAGUUCCAAACGGAGAGAUCCCAAGGUAGUUGUUCAAGAAAAUCUGCGUAGGCUGGGGAGUGCUGCAGGAUUUAAUGUGAAGAAAUUUUACCGAAUAAAGACUGAUCAUGCCAGUGACGUCUGGGUUAUGGGAAGGAAGGAGCCUGAAUCUUAUGACGGAAUCACCACAAAUCAGAGAGGAGUCACGAUAGCAGCUCUUGGUGCUGACUGUAUACCGAUAAUUUUUGCAGAUCCUGUCAAAAUAGCAUGUGGGGUUGCUCAUGCUGGUUGGAGAGGUACUUUGUUAGGUGUUGCUAUGGCUACCGUGAACGCUAUGAUAGCAGAAUAUGGCUGUAGUUUGGAAGAUAUUAUUGUUGUACUGGGACCUUCAGUAGGACCUUGCUGUUUUACUCUUCCAAGGGAAUCAGCAAAGGAAUUUCAUAAUCUUGAUCCUGAAUGUGUGCGGCUAUUUGACUCAUCAAAUCCCUAUGUUGACAUUCGUAAAGCCACCAGGAUUCUUCUAGAACAGGGAGGAAUUCUGCAACAGAAUAUUCGGGACCAAGAGCAAGGUCUGAACCUCUGUACAUCCUGCCAUCCUGACAAGUUCUUCUCCCAUGUCCGAGAUGGCUUUAAUUUUGGUACACAGAUUGGCUUCAUAUCAAUUAGAGAAUGAGACACUUGACUGGAUUUUUGUGUAAUUGUUUCCUGCCUCCUUCCCAGCUGACUGACUGCAAGAGAGAAAUUUGUUUGAUUUACUUGAUACCGAAAAGAUUACAUUGGACAAUUCAUGUUUAGGGUAAAUUUUCGCUAUUAUCCAAAGCCAAAUAAUUUUCUUUGUGAUUCUAACAAUAACUGACAAAAAGAAAAACCAGUGGGACGUGGCUUAUACAUUUUAUAUAGGUGAGCAUUAUUCUUCAAGUUUGUUAUUUCUUUGUUACAUAAAUCAAGACUAGGUCCAUCAAUUCAGUAUUUAUUAGGUACUCUCUAUCAGUCAUUGUGUGGAGCUUGGGUGAAAUAAAAAUGAGUAAGACUUUUUCCCUGUGAGUGUGAUGCAGUAGAAGAGAGAAGCACUUCUAACACUUAAAUUUAAUAUUAAUAGCAGUAGAAGAGUACAGAAGCAAGGAUUAAUGCUAUCGAGAAGGCAGGAUAGAAAAGAUAUUGCAGAGGAAAUGACAGAUCACAUGGGCCUGAAAGAUGUACAGGCUUUUGACAAAAAUAACCACAAUAGAUUGAGGGAACACCAUGAACUAGGACAUGAAACUGAAAGUUUAUAAUAUGUUCUAGUGAAAGAAUGGUGCGGACAGGAGCUACUGGAUAAAUAAUUUGGAAACAGAUUAGUUAGAGCAGCGGUUCUCAACCUGUGGGUUGCAACCCCUUUGGGGCUCGAACGACCCUUUCACAGGGGUCACCUAAGACAUAAUAGUAGCAAAAUUAC